This is a messenger RNA of Rhopalosiphum padi (bird cherry-oat aphid), 943 nucleotides long. RefSeq lists its product as uncharacterized. The transcript is spliced from 4 exons. The record is from RefSeq and is a predicted model, not a curated record. Bases 357 to 833 code for a protein of 158 amino acids. Gene Ontology annotation, cellular component: BLOC-1 complex. Lineage: Eukaryota; Metazoa; Arthropoda; Insecta; Hemiptera; Aphididae.
AUCUGAGAUAUAUCCAGAUUUAUAAAAUAUAAUACAUAGAAUAAACUAUUAUAUUAUAUUAUAUUAUAUUAUUUUAUAUAAUAUCUCAAAUAGUGGCGUUUUCAAAAUAGUUGGAAACACUAUCGGUUAUAGGGGAUAGGCCUUUGUUUAACCUGUAUGUCUUAAAUCGCGGUUAAUGGUUAUUGGUAAAAAAUAAAUAAAUCUUUACAGAUUAUAAAAUAUAUUCUAUAUAAUACGCUGUAUACAGUAUACACUCUACAUUAAAACUACUGUAUAAAUGUUAACUUUUUAAAUCUUAUAACAUAGUUAAUACGUAAUACUAUUUUAAAGAUUUCUUACCAAAUACUCCAAACAAUAUGUCGGAUAAAGCGAUGCUCGUUUUGGGAGAAGCUCCGGAAUCCGAUGAUGAAGAGUUUCAACACGCUGAGAAUUCAAGAAGUGGAAUAGCCGAGAGUGAUCAUGCAGAGUUUGAAGCCGAUUCUAAUUAUCGGACAAGCAAUUCAAUUUUUAUAGAAAAUAGAAAAAGACAAGUGGGAAGAGAAAGUUUUGCUGGCCGCUCUGACAAUUUCAAAAUGUCUGAAGACACUUUAUUGCAUAGAAAAUUAAAAGAGAAAAAUAUGCAGUUUUAUUCAAAUCUGACGACAUUUAACAAGGAAAUGUAUGUAAAUGCUAUGAAUAAAAUGAAUGAAACAAACCAACAGUUGGUCAAAGCUCAAGUAUUACUACAAGAUUCUGUGACUAAUUGGAAGUAUAUUGAACAAAAUUUAUCACACAUCAAACGGAAGUUGAAUGAUAUACUGGCUGAGGAGUAUAUUCCUAAAAUUAUUAUUUAAUGCAUUUUUUUCAGUUAUUACAUGUUAUAAUUGUUAUUCUAUAUUUCUAUACAGAAAAAAAAUGUAUUCUACUAUAUUUUUAUACUAUAAACGAUGAUUUAAAAUAAUUA